AUGAUCACUUCCCUUUCGAGAUGGAAGUGUCGUCAUGAUGGUCUCGAUGAACAAUCCGAAGCAGAACAGAAAACAUCAUCGUCAUCAUCUUCAUCACUUCCUCCAAAUGCAAAACGAAACGAUAAAAUGAUAACAUUGGGAUUAUUAACCCCGAAUAAUAUUGAGGUUGUGAAAAGGAUCAACAGAGGCACAUUUCCGAUGAAUUAUAGCGAACGAUUUUACGAUUCAAUCGUUGAUUUUCGCGAACUCUGUAGACUAGCCUUCGUUUGCGAUAUUCCCGUCGGAGCAGUUUGUUGCCGUUUGGUAUUUCCUGGUGAUGCAGCGAAGGAUUUUUCAAGUUCUUCAAGUUCAGACAUCAUUGAUACUUCAAAUCCUUCUCUAACUCCCCCAAAGUUACAUCAAUGGCAACUAACAACCCCUCAGGGAAGACCCACAAAAAAGUCGACGGACAUCCCAACUGCACGGCUCUGCAUUAUGACGCUUGCUGUUCUUGCUGCUUAUCGUCGCAGCGGUAUCGGCUCACUGCUUCUGCAAUGGGUUGUGGAUCGAUGCAAACAACUGCGAUCUGGAGAGGCUGAAUUUUGUCUCGGUGGAGUUCCUGGACUUCCACAAGGACAGGGUCAAGUGAAUGUUACAGAUAUCUAUUUGCAUGUUUGGAGUGCAAAUAGAGAAGGGAUCGAAUUUUAUAAAAAUCAUGGUUUCAUACAAGAUACCGUUAUCGGGGAUUACUAUAAAUCAUUAACACCAUCGGAUUGCAUUGUAUUUCGGAAGGUCAUACCAUAG
Condylostylus longicornis is the source of this 783-nucleotide messenger RNA. Its product is annotated as N-alpha-acetyltransferase 50-like. Gene Ontology annotation, cellular component: NatA complex. The transcript has 3 exons. Gene Ontology annotation, molecular function: acyltransferase activity, transferring groups other than amino-acyl groups. NCBI's taxonomy places the organism in Eukaryota, Metazoa, Arthropoda, Insecta, Diptera, Dolichopodidae. The coding region runs from base 1 to 783 and encodes 260 amino acids. The record is from RefSeq and is a predicted model, not a curated record. Gene Ontology annotation, biological process: mitotic sister chromatid cohesion.